UUUUUUUUUUAUCCUUCUCGGGCACGCUUCACCUCGCUCCCUUUAGCUACCUAGGCCAAGAUCGGACUGUUCCUAUAUCGCUGUCUCUAAACGCUUUGUCUUGCUAGCCUCCUCGUUUUGCGACAGAUCAGCUUAUCACGACGACUCGACGACUCGACGACAUCAUAAUCGUAUUAUCCGAACAACCCUGCACUGCCGUACACCCUCAACGUGCCCGACGCCCGACGAAAAGUCCUGUCAAUAUACAGCAUUAACCAAGACAAUGCGCUUUGCGCCAUGUGUUGCGUGUUUCUGAGCAGCUCGUCCACCAACGACGUGGUCCUCCUGUCAGCUUAGGAUCUGCCCCGGCCCGCUCCCCGGUCCGCUGCCGCCUACCUCUCUCACCUUUGGCCUACUUUUGAUUAUACCGUUUAGUUAUUUUGCAUUUCGCCGAGUAGCACAGGUCCGCGCCAGGGGGGCCAGCCAAGGCAAAAGCUUUUUCUCACUCUUAUCAUCUGGCCUCGAAGUGCUUUACGCCGGAACCCUAAGACGAUUAUUCUUAACCCCGAGUAUGGACUCCCGUGACUCAAACUAGUCUGUAUAUCUAUUAUAUGUGGGAAGACGGUACGCAUCCGAGAGAUGUUGGCAGCUUCUGAGACCGUUGCACGACCUGCGACAACCACGUCUCUCUACUUUGACCUUCCGUAUGAGCAUCAACCUCUUCCCCGGCCGAGCCAACGGUCAUUCAAGAAACAUAAGGUGCUUCCCCGCCCCAGAGCCAACACAUCGGGGCCCUUCGUUGCGAGUGGAAGCCCAUCCACUUCUCGUGACCACUCGAAUUGUUCUGCAGCAGCUUUAAACCUCAGGGAGUCUGGUUCGCCGAGGGCCACCCAAGAUUAUUUCGAUCCUCGAGGUAUCGGUCCAAAUCUGCCGCCUACGCCGCCUGCCCAUUCGAGAACCUCGUCAGGUAGCCAGCCAACCCUGAUUUCAACCCCCCCUCCUGCCGAGAACCCGGCGCCAAAUCAGGUUGCAGUGGGCUCUGUGACGCCCAUUCCAGGCACACCUACUCUCCAGAGGAGCCCACCUACACCUGAUGUGACACCUCCCCAAGUUGGGCGUCGGCCUAAGGCAUUCCGUCCUAAUCUAUCUGACCGUCUACCUUCCAAAGCAACGGUAGAUUCGCGUACUGAAUCGUUCAAAACGGCGAGAGAAAGUCCCACUUCAUCUGACGAGGAGAAAACAACGCCUAGACCAUGCAUGCCUUCUACUAGGACGUGGCAGAAUGCCGAGGGGCGACGGGUUGAACCAAAGCCAAGAAAUCAGCGUGAUGCAGGCUUGGGUUUAAGAUUAGAUGUGGAUGACGAUCUAAUCCCGAGGACGAGGCAAGAAUUUUUCGCAUUUGAUGGAGAAUGGGCGUCAAAUAGUGAUGUUGAACAAGAAUGGGACGAUAAUCUCAGUAGGAACGUGACAGUGCGAAAACGUCGAGUAAAUCCAAGAGAAGAUAGACGGACAGAAGUGAUUGAGGACGUGAUGGUCACGCCAACUAAUGCAACGAGGGCUUUACGAUCUGUGUCGCUACAUGAGCGCGUACAAACCGCACCUUCGCCGCAAUAUUUUCCUUCGGAAUUUAGUAGUAAGAGCAGAUCACGUUGGACAACAUCAACCUCAGGGUCGUCGUCAAGCACUGAUUUCAGACGUUCCUCUGGAAUGUCGUCCAAAUCUACUGUUUCUACAGUCGUCGAGGCUAUAUUGGUUGAUGUGCCCACGAGACAACAGAAGACCUUGCGACAUGUUCGAAAGCAAACAGCCCUUAGAGAUUCUACUUCUGAAUUUUCUCCCCCAAGUUCUACAUCGACUUCAGUUCGCCAGAUGGAAAGUAGCAGACGACCCAGAAUUCUUGGCAAGGCCCCUGUCCCGCGGACCGAUAGCAUGGCAUCUACGGGCACUGUGAACUCUGUAGCUAGUAGAAAAGUGCGGCGUGAAGUAUGGCAGAGCGGUGGCAUUCCUGUUGUUGUCAUUCCCGAUCGGAAAGACUCACUCAAGUCCAAAGCCUCUAGACCACCUUCUCUAAGAUCAACAAACAGCAAGAGGAGCCACAGUGUACCACGAUCAAAUUUCUCUGGGGCAAGGGAUCAACCGGUAUCUUCGGAUAAUUCCCGACGGAGGGGUAGAUCUAUGUCAGUAACCUAUGGAUCAUUUCCCAAUGAUCAGCUCACCAUGGACUACCCUCCUAUUGUACCGAGAAGAACGACCUCUCUAUCUGCCCCCACUAGCCGAAACACAUCGCGUGCUGGGUCGCGAGCUGGGUCACUGACCGCUGAGAGUUUGAAGGCACACAAUGCCCUGAUUGACCAGGAAGGGAUUCAGCUACCACAAUUCACGGUAGAACCUGCACCUCACACUGAGAACACGAGCAGUCGAUCAGAUCAGAAACAAUUGUACCCGGCUCCCUCUGUCGAGUCACACAAGAACGAGACUCUGAACCAGAAGUCCCUGGUUGAUCAUAACGGGGACCCAUUCUUCGGCAAACGGCUCACGGCGUACAACACACCCUUCUCUCAGGCUUCUGUUGAAACAAACGGAACGCAUUCCGUAGCUGAUAUUGUGGAGGCACUGGCGGUGAACAUUUAUCCACACCAAAAUAAAUCUGUUCUCAUGGUCCAUCACAUGUCGAAGUCUCUCAGCAGUGCAAACGACAAGCAAGCAGAAACAUCUCCUGUGAGCGAACCAGAAGCGGGUAAAAUUACUGGCAAGCCAGAAAUCACGACGACUGGACCUAGUGAUGGUCCUGUGACCCCUCCCCAACCUCAACUUUCGAUGGAUGGUGUAGAUUCUCCUCUUAGAAAUCCACGUGCACCUCCAGAACCGCCGGCAAUCAAGUUCAUACCAGCUACACCAUCUGGCCUGACACCUGCAACAGAACAAGAAAAGAUGCUGGGCAACUAUUUCGAGGAAACUCAGAAACGGCCCUCGCUCGUCCGACGUGCACUGAGUCUUCGUAAGCCCUCGGACAAUCCCACCCCCCGCAGACCCAGCUUACUCUCACGAACUCUAUCGCUGUCUAAAACAACUCGUACGGAAACAGCAGAGAGCCCAGGCCUAGAGAAGACCCAGAAACCCAUCGUGCGUCAAUAUCCAACAGCUGAUGACCCUCCACCCGACGAAUCUAAGCUGCAUCCAUUCUGGCGCCCUGCUGAUGAUUAUUAUGAUGAUGCCAAUGACUUCGUAUAUGAUGUGCCAGAAGGGUCUCACGCAGAUGCUCAUUAUUCAUCGUUCGAUAACGGUCGUAGCCCCCUUCGAAGGAGCCUCAGUGAGCGGGUAAGACGCACAUUUGCGAUUCUGCCUAUCAAUGAUGACGACCAUGAUAUUACCGCCGACCGUCGCAGUCCGGAGCGACGCACAAUCAAGCGCACACCCAGUGGUAGUCUACGUGUGAUGCCACAUCGUGGGAGCCUCAGUAGUGUACGCUGGAGCGGGCUAUACACACGGGAAGACGACGAACGACCGUCCACUGCGCCUGGAAACUUCAACAAGCGUCUCUGGGGGUUAGAAAAGCGAGUCGACGACCGUGGACGACGUCUUUUCCCGGGUUGGCAAGAUAAAUUAGAGCAAUACAGACCUCAGAACCUACAACGCCGUCUAAGUGAACAUCGACGUCAGAAGCGAACGGAAGCCCUGCGCCAAAAGAUCAGCGGGCCACGUGAAGUCAGAGAUGGCGUCGGUGAGGUCAUCAAACGGAGGAGCUACAACGGUCCUUCGUACCAAAGUAGCUCACAGACUUCUACCCCUAACUACGCACGCACGCACAUGUAUAACCCGAACAUAUAGGGUUCAAACCUCGUUCUGUGCUUGUAUAAAUGUCUGAAGAGCACAAUGGCUCCAUCCUCACGGAGUUAGGUUUUUCAGUGAAUAUUCAAAUUUGCACCCUGAUUACGUAUCCCCCCCUACCCUCCCCCUUUAACGACGCACAUGAGCCACGAGAGUACCUAGAGUACACACUACACCCUGAAUCGAUUUGCGCUUUAUGUUACUACGUUUUGACGACUUGUAUGACGAUUGUUCGCCGCCUAUGAUAUGGAGGAGGCAUUUAACUUCACUUCUUCUUGCAUUUACUCCCGGGUAGUUGGGAUUGACUUUAGGAGGGAAAGGGAAAAAA
Xylaria bambusicola is the source of this 4135-nucleotide messenger RNA. RefSeq lists its product as uncharacterized. Lineage: Eukaryota; Fungi; Ascomycota; Sordariomycetes; Xylariales; Xylariaceae. The coding region runs from base 619 to 3807 and encodes 1062 amino acids. The record is from RefSeq and is a predicted model, not a curated record. The transcript has a single exon.